UGGCGGUUCCGCCAUAAGAAAGUGGCUCGCGAGCUGGCGGCGGCCCUUGCUGUGAGAGGAAAGGAGAGGCCGAUGGUUGCCUGGUGGGUGGGGCCGCGCGCGCUAUAAGCUCCCUGUAGCUUUGGGGCGCGAGGACGGACAAGGGCAGGGUCCGGAGCGGUCGGCUAAGGCUUCAUGGAGCUCCCGCUCCUGCUUCCGUUGCGGACGCUCGUCAGGGGCUGGGAAGGAUCUGUGGAGGCCACGUGCAUAGGGGGGCUCCGCCUCGGGACCCAGCCAGAAGCCUGAGGUUGACCGCCGGCUGCGAAGUCUCCGGGGCGAUCAAGAGAGCGGCGUUCAACGGCCUCCCGCGCCGACCGCCGCAGCCGCCUGGAGGUGGCGGUGACGACGACGACGAGGACUUCGAGCAGAACGACGUCGCUAAAUCCUGGUGGCUCUCUUCCUCCCUUUCGCGUUUCUCUCCUGCUUGUCUCUCCCACCGCCGUUUUCCUUUUCGCCUUUCCCAGAAAAACAAAGCUCUGUCCGAGGGGCAGUUGCCACCAGCUGCGCUUCUUUGCCUCAGGCUUAAGGGCUGCAAUUUUGGGGAAGCCCCAGGAGAGGCGCCCAGGCAGGCUGGAGGGGCGCACCUUUUGACAUCCAAAGGGAAGGACUGCUGGCCUUGGCCUCAAACGUUGGGGUAUGAAUAUUUCUCCCUCUCCCUAUGAAUAAGCUCCCCCCGUAGCCUGACCAGUGCCGUAUCGCUUAGAAUAUCUCCGGGCUUCUUUCUUGUGAUUUGUUUCCAUUUUUUUUUUAACCGUGGGAGUUUUUUCUUCACUCUCCCACCAUCUUAAGCCUUUUCAGCAGUAUUGAAGUGGGUGAACGGAUGGAGAUAUACGCUGGAUUACUUUCUUGCUUCUUUUGACUGUGGAGCAAAUUAAUACAAAUUUAUGCCCAUAAUAAACAUAAGCAUCUUAUUGAGGAGUAUUUUUAACAAUAAAAUAGCAGUUUUUAGAGCUGAAAAUGAUUCUGAAGUGGGUUUUGCCUUACUGGAACUACUUAUCCUCUGUGCCCAUUUUGGUCCUGUUUAACUGUUACCCUCUCCAAGCAAAUGCAGACAAUACCAAUCAAAUAUAUUAUACAGCUCUCAUAAACGUAACUGUGUUGAAUCCUGAUCGUUCAACAUCUGCUUCCAUAACACUUGAGCGUGGACGCUAUGGACAAACUUCUCCCAAAAUAGGUGUCAAAGGCCUACUUCUGGCACCUUUGCCAAUCAAUGGAGUUCCAGAUCGUUUAGGAUGUGAUCCACGAACACGGUUUCAAGUUCCUCCAAACACAAAACAGUGGAUUGCUUUGUUGCAACGAGGAAAUUGUACUUUUAAACAAAAAAUUCUGCGGGCAGCUUCACAUAAUGCUUCUGCCGUGGUAAUUUACAACAAUGUAUCUGGCGAAGAGCCUGUUACUAUGACUCAUCAAGGAACUGGAGACAUCGUUACGGUAAUGAUCACCGAAAUGAAGGUUAAAGAAAUCCUGAAUUAUUUAGAAAAAAAUAUGUCCAUCCUAAUUUCAAUAGCUGUGGGAACACGCUAUCCAAGCAAAAAUGUUAAUCGAAGUUCCCUUGUCUUUGUAUCCGUAUCAUUUAUAGUUUUGAUGAUAAUUUCUUCAGCGUGGCUAAUAUUUUAUUUCAUUCAGAAGAUCAGAUAUACCAGUGCACGUGAUCGAAACCAGCGCCGUCUUGGAGAUGCUGCCAAAAAAGCUGUUGGUAAACUAACAGCAAGAACUGUAAAGAAAGGUGAUAAGGAAACAGAUCCAGACUUUGAUCACUGUGCUGUCUGCAUUGAAAGCUAUAAGCAAAAUGAUGUUGUACGCAUUCUACCAUGCAAGCAUGUUUUUCAUAAAACCUGUGUAGAUCCAUGGCUGAGUGAGCAUUGUACCUGUCCUAUGUGUAAACUGAACAUUUUGAAGGCCUUGGGAAUUGUGACAAAUGUACCGUGUGCUGACAAUAUGGCCUUUGACAUGGAAAGACUAACCAGAAGCCAGCUAGGUAACAGGAGAUCAGUACUUGGUGACCUUAGCGGUGACAGUUCACUCACUCUUGAGCCCCUACGUACUUCUGGAAUAUCACAAUUUCCCCAGGAUGGAGAGCUGACUCCAAGGACAGGCGAGAUCAACAUUGCUGUAACUAAAGAAUGGUUUAUUAUUGCCAGCUUUGGCCUCCUAAGUGCCCUGACACUCUGCUACAUGAUCAUCAAAGCCACUGCAAGCUUAAAUGCUAAUGAAGCUGAAUGGUACUGAAGAUACAAUCUAACCAGCUGCUGCAGGGAGAAAGUGCUUAUUUCUAUGUAUCAUUUUUUUGAUAAUGUAACAAGAAUCUGUUGGUACACUGUGUUUUCAUAAUUUACUAAUGCUAAAGCUUUGUAUUAAGAAAAUGAUCAAUAAAUUUUUUGAAAAAAUUA
This is a messenger RNA of Candoia aspera, 2429 nucleotides long. RefSeq names its product ring finger protein 130 (gene RNF130). Lineage: Eukaryota; Metazoa; Chordata; Lepidosauria; Squamata; Candoiidae. Bases 997 to 2268 code for a protein of 423 amino acids. The record is from RefSeq and is a predicted model, not a curated record. The transcript is spliced from 9 exons.